Molecule: messenger RNA, 2030 nt
Organism: Dipodomys ordii (Ord's kangaroo rat)
Lineage: Eukaryota; Metazoa; Chordata; Mammalia; Rodentia; Heteromyidae
Gene: Nectin4
Product: poliovirus receptor-related 4
Exons: 9
Coding region: 452-1978 (508 amino acids)
Biological process (GO): heterophilic cell-cell adhesion; symbiont entry into host cell; homophilic cell-cell adhesion
Cellular component (GO): adherens junction
Source: RefSeq, a predicted model, not a curated record
AGGUAAAGCUCAGAGCUGAGGAUGGAAUCUCAUGCCCCCACCCAGGUCCUUCCCUUCUUCCCUCCCUCCCUGGCGCCCAUUAGCUAGCCCAGGCCGUGGGGGCGGUGGCUGUGGAGACUCCUCUCUGUGCCAGGCCCAGCCCCCGGAGACGCACCUGUUCUGACCUGCUGAGCAGGUUCCCAGGUUUCUGCCUUCGUUGUUGGCCACGGCGUGGGAAGCAGCUCUGGGGGAGCUCAGCGCUCCCGAUCACGGCUUCUUGGGGGUAGCCACUGCUGGGUGGGUACAGCAGGGCCAGGUCCCCUAGUGGAGGCCCAAGCAAGAUAGCAGGUAUCAGUGCCCAGGGCUCCAAGGCUUUUUGCCUUCUGGGUCAGUGCCUGAUCCAGCUCUAGAGGCGGCUCCCAGGGAGAACUGGUGGAACUUCAGAACCACUGGCAGGUCUGCCUUUCAACCAAUGCCCCUGUCCCUGGGAGCCGAGAUGUGGGGGCCUGAAGCUUGGCUGCUGCUGCUGUUCCUGACAUCCUUUACAGGCCAGUCUCUCGCAGGUGAAUUGGAGACCUCCGACUUGGUGACCGUCGUGCUAGGCCAGGAUGCAAAGUUGCCUUGCUUCUACCGUGGAGACCCGGAGGAGCGAGUCGGGCAGGUGGCAUGGGCUCGGGUGGACGCGAACGAGGGCACUCGAGAGCUGGCACUACUGAACUCUGAAUAUGGACUUCACGUAAGCUCAGCCUACAAGGGCCGCGUGGAGCAGCCCCCGCCCCCACGGGACCCUCUGGACGGUUCCGUGCUCCUGCGCAACGCCGUGCAGGCGGACGAGGGCGAGUACCAGUGCCGAGUCAGCACCUUCCCUUCUGGCAGCUUCCAAGCGCAGCUGCGGCUCCGAGUGCUGGUGCCUCCCUUGCCCUCACUGAAUCCUGGUCCACCACUGGAAGAGGGCCAGGGUCUGACAUUGGCAGCCUCCUGUACUGCUGAGGGUAGCCCUGCCCCCAAUGUGACCUGGGACACGGAGGUCAAAGGCACAACAUCCAGCCGCUCCUUCAAGCACUCCCGCUCAGCUGCCGUCACAUCAGAGUUCCACCUGGUGCCUAGUCGCAGCAUGAACGGACAGCCACUUACCUGUGUGGUGUCCCACCCUGGCCUGCUCCAGAACCGAAGGAUCACUCAUACCCUUCAAGUGGCCUUUCUAACUGAGGCCUCUGUGAGGGGCCUUGAGGACCAAAAACUGUGGCAUGUUGGCAGAGAAGGAGCUAUGCUCAAGUGCUUGAGUGAAGGGCAGCCACCUCCUUCAUACAACUGGACACGGCUGGAUGGGCCUCUACCCAGUGGGGUACGAGUAGAAGGGGAUACUCUGGGCUUUCCCCCAUUGACUACUGAGCACAGUGGCAUCUACGUUUGCCAUGUCAACAAUGAGUUCUCCUCGAGGGAUUCUCGGGUCACUGUAGAUGUUCUAGACCCUCAGGACCCUGGGAAGCAGGUGGACCUAGUGUCGGCCUCGGUGGUAGUGGUGGGUGUGAUCGCCGCACUCUUGUUCUGCCUUCUGGUCGUGGUAGUGGUGCUCAUGUCCCGAUACCAUCGGCGCAAGGCCCAGCAGAUGACCCAGAAAUAUGAGGAAGAGCUGACCUUGACCCGGGAGAACUCCAUCCGGAGGCUGCAUUCCCAUCACUCAGAUCCUAGGAGCCAGCCGGAGGAGAGUGUAGGGCUGAGAGCCGAGGGCCACCCUGAUAGUCUCAAGGACAACAGUAGCUGCUCUGUGAUGAGUGAAGAGCCUGAAGGUCGCAGCUAUUCCACACUGACCACUGUGAGGGAGAUUGAAACACAGACUGAACUGCUGUCUCCAAGUUCUGGGCGAGGAGAGGAGGAGGAAGAUCGGGAUGAAGGCAUCAAACAGGCCAUGAACCAUUUUGUUCAGGAGAAUGGGACUCUUCGAGCCAAGCCCACAGGCAAUGGCAUCUACAUCAAUGGGCGGGGGCACCUAGUCUGACCCAGGCCUGCCUCCCUCCCUCGGCCUGGCUCCUGCUGCUGACAUGGGAUUU